Molecule: messenger RNA, 2862 nt
Organism: Selaginella moellendorffii
Lineage: Eukaryota; Viridiplantae; Streptophyta; Lycopodiopsida; Selaginellales; Selaginellaceae
Exons: 4
Coding region: 124-2850 (908 amino acids)
Biological process (GO): protein phosphorylation
Cellular component (GO): plasma membrane
Molecular function (GO): protein kinase activity; ATP binding
Source: RefSeq, a predicted model, not a curated record
GACAAAGCUCACUCGAGGAUUAAAGCUAUUGUUUUGGACGAUCUUGCAAAGUCGCUGCCAGUCUGUCGAUUAUGCUUUUCGGCCUUGGUGCUUCCACCGGUCGAGCAAAUUAUUACGAGGACUAUGGGCACUGCUUUUCAUGUUCUGUGGCUGUUAUUACCAGUCAUUACAAGAUCGGCUUGGGGUUUUUAUGAGGAUUUCCCAGCGGCUGACAGGAAUAUCUACAACGAGACUUAUGCUUUCCGCAUUCUUGCCCGACAUGGAAUCCAAUCCCCGGCAGAGACGUCUUCCUUUGAAUACAAGGGUGGUCGUUUACUUGUAGAGCCCAUCACUGUCUACUUCUUCUUUAUCGGUAACUGGACUAAGCACGCCAAGCAAGCAGUUCGUUAUGCAAUUCUUUCGCUUAAUGACGAGUCACCCGGCAAGCUUGACAGAAACAAUACAGGGUAUCCGACACUCUCGAAAUGGUGGAAGGUUGCCACUCAGUACGCCGACGCUACCUCUCGGCCUGUCUCGAGCAGUAUUUCGCUCGGCAGCGAAUGCUCACUCAGUUUACGGGAGCUCGAAAUGCCAAAGCUGCUGGGAACUUUUGCACAGGCGUUCAACCGCUCCUCUCCAAUUCAGGCAAACUGCACUAAGGUGUUUCGGGCAGAAAACACUGCAGUAUAUCACGUCCUCUUCAGCAAGCACGUUACAUUUCUGCGUACCGGUAAAGAUUUUCUCCCUUUCACGAACUGUGCCGGCCGCGCCAGUUUGUUCCGAGUCGACGAAUCCGGGCCAAAGAUCAGCUUGGCUUGGGUGAAAGUGCCCUUUCACAAGGAAUACUGCAACCUGGUGACAAGGUUUGGAGAGUCUUACACGCCUCCGAAUGGAAAGAGUGGCGGUCUCGACUCACUAAUCAGCAAAGUUCUGGCACAAACUGCCGACAUGGCUACCAACUGGGACUUCAAAGGAUGGGUGGCGUCAAGCAACUCACAAACUUCGGUGGCUCAACAAUGUCCUUCUCCAACCGGCUCGGAGGACUCCGUCAUGCCCGUAAUUCAUGACCGCGAGAAGAUGAUAAGCUGGAAUGUCUACGGAAGGAAUGGAGCGCGCUACCUCGUUCAGCAGCUUUGGAACCAGGAUCAACGGAACUGUGCUCUCAAACCUCUCAGAUCAUGCCAAGGCAAACGGAAGCUAACGACAGUCACGGGAACUAUUAUGGUUAGUCUUAUUGUGGAUUCAACUCCUGGCGCGAAGGUUGGCUUGCAGCCUUACAAUUCGAACCUUCAUUGUCAGUGGACCGUGAGUGUCUCCAACGCAGUUCACAUACGCAUCCACCUGAACUAUUUGGCCCUUGGCCCGGGUGAUACAGUGGAAAUUUCUUACGAGUGCAGACACAGAAUUUGCAAGAGGAUCGUGCUAAAAGGCUAUUCACCUGGAAAGAAGCUAGUCGAUGCAAAGGGUGCAAGUUUUCACAUCAACUUUACCAGCGGAUCACAAGCUUCUCCCAACAGAAUGGGUUGGAUGAUCAGCUACAAAGCAGGCUUUUGUAAACGCAGUGUUGAUGUACGCCAGGCAAGAGGAUCGAUCAACGAUGGCUCUCCAAAAGGCGUCAAGUAUAUGAAGGGCUCAAACUGUUCGUGGCACUUCCAUGCACUGCAAAACAGUAAGGUCCGGCUUUACUUCACCAGACUGGAAACCAUUGCAAGCAGCGACAUGAUUCGAGUCUACCACCCUGACCAUCACAAGGUCCUUGCAGAGUAUUCGGGAAAAGCCGAGCUCCCACGUCAGGCAUUCAAAGGUCCUAUAACGCUGGAAUUUUCCAGCCAAACAGGAGACGGCGAUGGUUGGGCUCUAAACUACGUGAUGGAUUCUCCACAAACUACUACGCAAUUGUCAUAUACAGCUAGAUCUGCGGCAGUGACUGCACUGGGAGCUGUAUGUGGUGUGUUCGUACCGGGUGUGGUCUUCCUUGGAGCUGUGGUUCUUUGCUGCAACUUUUCGGUCCUUCCGGUCAAACGCUCAAAGAUCCAGCCAAGUGAAGAAAAGCCGCGACUCCACACAAGAAGACAGUUUUCGCUGGAAGAGCUCCGAGAGGCGACCAUGGAUUUCUCUCCGGCGAAUGUGGUGUCAGACUCAGAUGGAAACGUUUUCCGGGGUACCUUGCAAGACGGUCGUGUUGUUGUCAUAAAGAAGAAGGUGUCCGAGCUUGAGCUUGACAUCUUGUUGCGCAUUCGCAGUGCAAGCAUCGUCAACCUGGUCGGCUUCUCGUCCGACGCACAGCAGAAGUGCCUUGUCUUUGACUACAUGCAUCUCGGCCGCUUGUCUCGACGACUUUUCGACGAUACGCUGCCUCCGAUCAGCUGGGGGAACAGGCUUCGAAUCGCUCUCCAGAUAUCCAGAGCAGUCGAGUACCUGCACACUUACGCCGAGCCACAUAUCGUUCACCUCAACAUCAGCGCCGAAAAUGUUCUCCUCGAUGGCUCCUGGAAUGCAAAGCUGAGUGGAUUCGGCAGAGCUCAAAGCAGCAGCGUUGCCAUCAAACCGGCUCUGAAGCUGCAAGACGUGUACAGCUUUGGCAGCCUGGUGCUCGAGCUGGUGACGGGAAAGGCUUCGAGCGAUCGAAAACACAAGAGAGAAGCCUUGGCCGCGAUAGAGGCAGGCAUGGGACACACUAUCAUGGACAAGCGGCUCGAGAAUGAAAACCAGAUUGCGAAGAUGGGAGAGAUCGCUGCGUGGUGCAUGAGCGACAGUACGAGACAACCAAGCAUGGUUGAAGUUUCUUCCACGUUAAGCCAAGUUACCGCAAUGGUUCUACGCUCGGCAUCGAAGAAACAGCGUCCGCCACCUGGGAAAAGCAGAGACUAGAAGCAGCAAAGC